AUGGCCAAGAAAGCUCAGCAGCACCUAUUUCCUCCACAAACUGAGGAGAGCCAGAGCAUGUGCUGCUUCUACCGUGGCAUCCUGACCAGCUGCAUCACUGUGUGGUUUGAAAGCUGCACCUCCUCCAACAAGAGAGCCCUGCAGCUCAUAGUGAAUGCAGCGGGGAAGGUCAUUGAUACCUCACUCCCCUCUCUACUCGACAUCUACAACAUGCGCUUGGCAGGUGCAGAGAAGUUGACCAUCUCUACACUCUUCCCCUGCAAGUAUGCCUCAUGUGGCUGCAAAGUCACCCUGCCUCAAACCGACAAGAGAGAGCAUGAAGAGCUGUGUGAUUUCCGUCCAUUCUCCUGCCCCUACCCCGCCACCUCCUGCAGGUGGCAGGGCAGUCUGGAAGGUGUCAUGCCUCACCUGGUGCAAAAGCACAAGUCCAUCCCCACGCUGCAGGGGGAGGAUGUCGUAAUACUGACUAUAGACAUUAACAUGCCAGGCGAGAUAUUCUGGCUAAUGAUGCAGUCAUGCUUCGGCUUCCACUUCAUGCUGGUGUUGCAGAAACGGAGGAAGUACGGCGGCAGCCACCAGUUCUUUGCCAUCGUGCAGCUCAUCGGGACUGAAAAGCAAGCAGAGAACUUUGGUUACCGGCUAGAGCUGAACAAGCCCCAGCACCGCCUAACCUGGGAGGCCAGGCCCUGCUCCAUCCACGAGAACAUCGCCUCGGCCAUCAUGAAUGACGGCUGCCUCAUAUUCGACACGUUCGUCGCACAUCUAUUCGCACAGAAUGGCAAUCUGGAUAUGAAGGUCACCCUCUUUGAAAAUGUAUAA
Molecule: messenger RNA, 819 nt
Organism: Scomber japonicus (chub mackerel)
Lineage: Eukaryota; Metazoa; Chordata; Actinopteri; Scombriformes; Scombridae
Product: E3 ubiquitin-protein ligase Siah1-like
Exons: 3
Coding region: 1-819 (272 amino acids)
Biological process (GO): proteasome-mediated ubiquitin-dependent protein catabolic process; multicellular organism development
Cellular component (GO): cytoplasm
Molecular function (GO): ubiquitin protein ligase activity; zinc ion binding; ubiquitin conjugating enzyme binding
Source: RefSeq, a predicted model, not a curated record